Messenger RNA from Neltuma alba, 1034 nucleotides. RefSeq names its product UDP-glycosyltransferase 87A2-like. Gene Ontology annotation, molecular function: UDP-glycosyltransferase activity. Lineage: Eukaryota; Viridiplantae; Streptophyta; Magnoliopsida; Fabales; Fabaceae. The transcript has a single exon. Bases 62 to 832 code for a protein of 256 amino acids. The record is from RefSeq and is a predicted model, not a curated record.
UUCCUCACAGCUCACUGAUCUACGAAAGCUACUCCACGAAAGCGAUUUCAGGUUUUUGAAGAUGUCCCUGGAUUGCAUUUCAGGAUUAGCCAAAACUGAUUGUCUCCUCCUCAAUACGAUCCAAGAGCUAGAGGCCGAACAAAUAAAUUACCUAAAAGCUAUAGUCCCCUUUCGUGUCUAUCCCGUAGGCCCUGCCAUUCCUUUUAUGGAACUCGAACCACCAAAUGAUUCUUCCACCAAUAACGUUGACCAUAUAUUAAAGUGGCUAGAUUGUCAGCCAAAUUUUUCAGUGUUGUACAUUUCUAUGGGUAGUUUCCUUUCAAUGUCUCGGCCCCAGAUGGAAGAACUUGCUUCAGCUUUAAAAGCCAGUGGGAUUCGUUUUCUGUGGGUGGGUCGUUCAGACGCAGAGUGGCUGAAAGAGAAAUGUGGGGAUAAGGGUCUGGUGGUUCCAUGGUGCGACCAAUUGAAGGUGUUGUGCCACAGUAGUAUUGCGGGAUUUUGGAGCCAUUGUGGAUGGAAUUCAACGAUGGAAGCUUGCUUUGCAGGCGUGCCGAUCCUGGGAUUUCCUCUGUUUCUGGAUCAAUUCUCGACUUGCAGGCAUAUUGCACAGGUGUGGAAGAAUGGAUGGAAGGUGGGUGGUAAGAAAUCAGAGGACUUUGUGACGAAGGAAGAAAUAUUGAAAGUAGUUCAGAUGGUGAUGGAUGUUGAGAAUGAGGAAGGGACGAAAAUCAGAGAAAAGGCGAAAGAACUGAAGGCGAUGUUUCGCAGAGCAAUUGCCAAAGCUGGUUCGUCUGACAUGAACAUGGAUGCUUUUGUGGAAGACAUGUUUUAAGUGCCCAGGUAGAUCUGUGGAAGUAGGAGACCUGGCUAUAUGUGGUUGCCACUGUGUACCCCACGACUUCAUGCAUUCGUCUAGUAUGAAAAAAAUAAUCACUUAUUUGGGAUGUAGAUUUGCAUUUUGAACUCCUGUUUAUUGACGUUCUUAUGCAAUCGCGUUUUUAGCUACUAUUCAUAUAAAUUAGUAUUAUUAAUAA